Messenger RNA from Bombina bombina (fire-bellied toad), 962 nucleotides. RefSeq lists its product as uncharacterized. The transcript is spliced from 8 exons. The coding region runs from base 225 to 962 and encodes 245 amino acids. Lineage: Eukaryota; Metazoa; Chordata; Amphibia; Anura; Bombinatoridae. The record is from RefSeq and is a predicted model, not a curated record.
AUCACAGAGGUUGCAGAUAAAAGAGGAGUCUGGGCAACAAACAGUGGAAGAGAGACAGGGAAGGAUAAAGAGAAAGAGAGAGAGAGAGCGAUAAAGGGCUUAAGGAAACACUGCUUCUUCCUAUAAUACAGUGACAGCCUUUAUCAUCAACCUUGCAGACAGAACACGUUACAGUUGGCAGCAGUCACAUCACUGACCUUUCAAUUUGUUGAAAGACACUAGAGAUGGCACCAGCCUCACCAAAAAGGAGACAGCACUGGCAGAGAAGCGUCAGUGCUGGUUACCCACAAUACACUCUGGCACACGCCUUCCUAUACUGCUGCAUUGCUCUCUGGUUCAAUGCUCCUGCCGCAGCCGCAAUCAAGUAUAAAGAACCAUUUUCAGCUGAUGAACUGAUCACACCAUUAGAUGAUAUAACAAGGGAACCAGUAGGAUUUCCCAAGCAAGAUAACUUUGUACUAUUGCUUAAGAAAACAAAAGAUCCUCCUUCACUAAACGAUGAUUUGCUACCUAAUUUGAAUCCUGAUGUAGACAUCAUACUUACCAAUUCUCUUGCUCACCUGAGUGAAGACAUUGUGUAUACAAUAAAGCAAACAGCCAUAACAGAUUUUUCAUAUUUAGUAAUUGACACAUCGACACAAAUAAUGAAAUCAGGGUGUAUAUUUUUGCUGAGUCAAGAUGUAAGAAUUAAGGACACAUUAUCCAAAUGGUUUAUGACACUUAAAGGCAAAGUCUGUGCAUCAUCACUUCAAGGAUCUAUAAACAUAAACUAUAAAGAUAAAUAUACCUUAAGUCUCUACAGUAGGAAUUACAAUAUUAUCUGUACUUUUAAGAAUGUGGCAAAUAAUCUGUAUCUCGCGUAUGAGGGUGGCGUACUUACACUAAAGAUCCAAGGCUUUUAUAUUCAUUUGUAUGAAAAUACAUUUCUGUUUAAUAAGUACUGUCUGCUUUCUGGCAAGUAA